AGCGGGCGGUGAGGACGUGGGUGUGGGGAAUGGGAAAUCCCGCCGGGGUGCGUCGGCUGGCUCGCAGCUGGCGCGGCGCUCCGCAGUCUCUGGGGGCCCACCUGGCGGGGGUCUCCGGAGCGGGGCGGGCGCGGGCUGCCGAAGGAAGUCAGGGCUCGGGAGAGCGGCGAUCGACAGCGUUUAGCCGGCCCCUCUUGCAUUCGGUGACGGGGCUUCAGCCUCCAGGCGCUCGACCUGGGCCCAGUGGCUUCGUCAAUGGGUUAGGGAAUAACUGGUAUUGAUCCGUCUCGGACAGAAGAAGGCUGGAUCGAUCAGCUGGAAAAGAAACUGGAGAAGACGUCCUUCCAGCUUGCUUUCUUUCCUUACCGUUCCUACCAGUCCUCGAAACAGUGAAACUUCGCGGCAUCUGUCUUACUUUCAGACGCUUCCUUAGCAGACUGUUUUCUGCGCCCCUUAACUGCGCCAAUUUCGACAGGUUCUUUUUACCACAAGCUGCCUCUCCGCGGUUGGGUGUGAACGACCCUGUUUGCCCACAGAUACUGCCGGCGCACAGCUGGCACGUGUGCAGUUUCCUCAGCGCUCUGAAGCGCUGGAACCUGUGUCACGUGGGUGGUUAACGCUCCGGAUUCCUGUCACGGGCGCCUUCUGAGCCCUCCCGUCCCGCGGUCCUGGCGCCCACUCUCAGCUCUUCGUUUUCGGACUGCCACCAUCGUCCUGAAGGGCGUCCUCCGUACUUCAGAGUCUAAAUGCGAACCGUUCUUGACUUCGUUUAUUCCAGGGUGCGUCGCUCACAGACCGCUGAAGCUUCUCGCGGUCACAGCCAUUCCUUGGACCUUCUAUCAUCCAGACUGUCCCUUUUGGAAAUCCUCCUCAGAGAUGUCCUCCUGAACAUCUCUGUCCUCCUAGUACUAUAAUUACUGAUACCGAGUGAGGUACCUGAUUGUUGGCUGAAGCUCCUGGAAUUUUUCUCUUAUUGAGAUAGAACUUGGCUGAAAUCACAUUGCACAUAAAUUGUACACAAAUGCUUAGCCCAAGCCUGAAAAUUACUAGAAUCCUCCAGUUAGACAAAUUCAAACUACAGUGGGAGUUCUGUCUAGGAAGAUGCAGCCUCUGAACAAGUUGAUGGCUAUCUCAAAACCUCAAAACCUGAUUCAGCGUGAACAAAGUGAAGUCCUGAAAGCAGAAGUGUCCUGGCAGCAGGAAUCCAUUCCAGUCAUGGAAACAUACAACUCUGAGGCCUCUCGUCAAAAGUUCAGACAUUUCCAGUAUUUGGCAGUGUCUGGGCCUCAUGAAGCCCUGAGUCAACUCUGGGAGCUCUGUCUUCAGUGGCUGAGACCAGACGUUCAUACAAAGCAGCAGAUCCUAGAGCUGUUGGUGCUAGAACAGUUUCUGACAAUUCUCCCUGAAGACCUCAGGACUUGGGUGAAUUUACAGCAUCCAAAGAACAGCAAAGAAGUGGUGUCCCUCAUAGAGGAAGUGAUUGAAAUGCUUAAAGAUGAAGAGCUAUCCUGCAAGGAUUCUGUCCUCCAGAAGGGGAGCAUCAAGGAGAAAAUGGAAUAUGACUCACUAACUGGCGAUUCCCAGGAACCAGUAACAUUCAAAGAUGUGAUUGUGGAAUUCAACGAGGAAGAGUGGGGACAACUGGACCCUGCUAUAAAGACUCUGCACAGGGAUGUGAUGCUGGAGAACUAUAGGAACCUGAAUUCGUUGUAUCAAGAACAUCUAUUUUCCAAGCCAGUUGAGAUCUCCAAGUUGGAGAGUAAGGAAAGAAGAUGGACAGUGGAGCACAAAAUCCCAAGCACAUCUGUUUUGGGGACAGCCCAGACCAUGGGACCAGAUGAUGCCAGGACACAAGAGGAACAAGAUGGUCAGGAGACAGUGCAGGGUGACGGAACAGAAUACAGAAUCCAAAUAAAGGAAAAAUUUUGUAUCAUGUGGGAUAAGAAGUCUUUGUUUGGAGAACCUGAAGAUUUCCAUCUUGGAGUUGCUCAGGAAGAUCAAGAACUGUUGGAACAUCUAUUCGAUGUGGAUGUGAAAACUGGUGAGCAGCCCCAGACUGUCGUGCUCCAGGGGGCUGCUGGAGUUGGGAAAACAACCUUGGUGAGAAAAGCAAUAGUAGAUUGGGCCCAGGGCAAUCUCUAUCAGCAGAGGUUUAGCUAUGUUUUUUAUUUCAAUGCAAGAGAAAUCAACCAGUUGAGAGAACAAAGCUUUGUUCAAAUGGUAUCAAAGGACUGGCCCAGCAGGGAAGGUCCUAUUGAAAGGAUAAUGUCCGAGCCAAGUAGUCUCCUUUUUAUUAUUGAUAGUUUUGAUGAACUGAACUUUGCCUUUGAGGAACCUGAAUUUGUGCUAUGUGAAGACUGGACCCAGGUACAUCCAGUGUCCUUCCUUAUGAGUAGUCUGCUGAGGAAAGUGAUGCUCCCUGAGUCAUCUUUAUUGGUGACAACGAGACCUACAGCUUGUAAGAAACUAAAGCCUUUGUUGAAGAACCAGCGUUCUGUAGAGCUGCUGGGUAUGUCCGAGAGUGCAAGAAAGGAGUAUAUUUAUCAGUUUUUUGAAGACAAGAAGAGGGCCUUCCAGGUAUUCAACUCACUAAGAAGCAAUGAGAAGCUUUUCAGCAUGUGCAAAGUCCCCCUGGUGUGCUGCGCCAUCUGCACCUAUCUGGAUCAGCAGAUGGAGAUGGGUGGUGAUGUCUCAUUAACCUGCAAAACAACCACCACUCUGUUCACCUGCUAUAUCUCUAGCUUCUUCGCACCAGUAGAUGGAAGCUGUACUAGUCUACCCAACCAAUCCCAACUGAGGAGCCUGUGCCACUUGGCUGCCAAAGGAGUGUGGACUCUGACAUCUGUGUUCUACAGGGAAGAUCUCAGAAAGCAUGGGUUAACUAAAUCGGAUGUGUCGAUUUUCCUGGACAGGAAUAUCCUUCAAAAGGACACAGAGUAUGAAAAUUGCUAUGUGUUUACCCACCUGCAUGUUCAGGAGUUUCUUGCAGCUAUGUUCUAUGUAUUGAAAGACAACUGGGAGACCAGGGACCGUUCCCUUCAGUCAUUUGAAGAUGUGAAGCUAUUGCUUGAAGCCAACAGUGGCCAAGAUCCCCAUUUGACACAGAUGAAAUGCUUUUUGUUUGGCCUUUUGAAUGAAGAUCUAGUGAAACAACUGGAGACAACUUUGAACUGUACAAUGUCACUGGAGAUAAAAGGGAAGAUCCUUCAGUGGCUGGAGAUCCUGGGGAAGAGUGAACAUUUUCCAACACAGUUAGAAUUUCUGGAGUUGUUUCUCUGUCUGUAUGAGACUCAAGAUGAAGCAUUUAUAAGCCAGGCAAUGAAACCUUUCCAAAAGGCUGUUAUUGAUGUUUGUGGGAAAGUCCACUUGCUUGUGUCUUCAUUCUGCCUUAAGCACUGCCAAUGCUUACGGGCCGUUAAACUGUCUGUAACUGUGUCAUGUGAGACAAUGUUAAACACAAGCCUCCCAGCUGCACUUUGGCAAAGGGAUGAUGGUCACAUUACUCAUUGUUGGCAAGAUCUCUGUUCUGUGCUUCAUACAAAUGAGCACUUGAGAGAACUGGAACUGUGUCAUAGCAACCUCGGUGAAUUAGCCAUGAAGACUUUUUAUCAAGAACUGAGGCAUCCAAACUGUAAACUACAAAAACUAUCGUUGAGAUUUCUUUCUUUCCCUGGUGGUUGUCAGGAUAUUGCUAAUUCUUUGAUUGACAACCAGAAUCUGAUGCACCUUGACCUGAAAGGGAGUGAUAUAGGGGACAAUGGAGUAAAGUCAUUAUGCGAAGCCUUGAAACAUCCAGAGUGUAAACUACAGAAUCUGAGCUUGGAAUCCUGCGACCUAACUACAGUUUGCUGCCUAAAUAUCUCUAAGGCUCUCCUCAGAAGCCAGAGCCUGAGAUUUCUGAAUUUGUCGACCAAUCACCUAUUGGAUGAUGGAAUCAAGCUGUUGUGUGAGGCCUUAGGACAUCCCAAGUGUCACCUAGAGAGACUGUCCCUAGAAAGCUGUGGCCUCACAGUAGCUGGUUGUAAGGAUCUUUCUUUGGCUGUAAUCAACAACAAAAGGUUGACACAUUUGUGCUUGGCGGACAAUAUCUUGGGAGAUGAUGGAAUAAAAUAUGUGACUGAUGCUUUGAAAAACCCACAGUGCAAUCUCCAGAGCCUCGUAUUGUUGGGCUGUGUUCUUACUAGUACGUGUUGUCUGGAUCUGGCUUCUGCUAUUCUGAACAACACACACCUGCGGAGCCUGGACCUUGGACACAAUGACCUGCAGGAUGAUGGAGUAAAAGUUCUGUCUGAGGCUUUGAGACAUCCAAACUGCAAUAUUGAGAGACUUGGGUUGGAAUAUUGUGGUUUGACCUCCCUGUGUUGUCAGGAUCUCUCCUCUGUUCUUAGAAGCAACCAAAACCUGAUAAAAAUAAACCUGAGACAGAAUACUUUAGGGCACGAAGGAGUGAUGAAGUUAUGUGAAGUCUUGAGGUCUCCUGAAUGUAAACUGAAAGUUCUAGGGGUGUGCAAAGAGGCGUUUGAUGAGGAAGCCUGGAAACUUCUGGAAGCUGUGCAAGUUAGCAACCCACACCUUAUCAUUAAGCAUGACUAUACUGAUCACAAUGACGAAGAUGGUUCCUGGUGGCGCUGUACCUGAUUUAAAGAACCUAAUGUUCUUUUAAAAAGUGAAAUAAAGGCCUCAGAGUGACAAGGUUUGGGGGUUCUUAGCUUUAGAUGCUUUGUGCCCAGUUGGUGUUUGAUGUCUGUUAGAUGUAGGUGAGUCAUUUCUCUGUAAAGUAUCUGUUCUACUUCACAUGGGGUUUGAGAGGCUAAAAUAAAAUGAAAAACAUAAGCUCUGUGAAAUGUAUAACAUGUUUUUAAUUGAAUGUAGAGCUUAAGAAUUCAGAUGUGAGAAGCCUAGAAAUGAGACUG
Messenger RNA from Mustela erminea (ermine), 4913 nucleotides. Its product is annotated as zinc finger protein 215-like. Gene Ontology annotation, cellular component: cytoplasm. The coding region runs from base 1102 to 4638 and encodes 1178 amino acids. NCBI's taxonomy places the organism in Eukaryota, Metazoa, Chordata, Mammalia, Carnivora, Mustelidae. The transcript has 14 exons. The record is from RefSeq and is a predicted model, not a curated record. Gene Ontology annotation, molecular function: RNA polymerase II cis-regulatory region sequence-specific DNA binding; protein binding; DNA-binding transcription factor activity, RNA polymerase II-specific. Gene Ontology annotation, biological process: regulation of inflammatory response; regulation of transcription by RNA polymerase II.